Molecule: messenger RNA, 2405 nt
Organism: Neopelma chrysocephalum (saffron-crested tyrant-manakin)
Lineage: Eukaryota; Metazoa; Chordata; Aves; Passeriformes; Pipridae
Product: translation initiation factor IF-2-like
Exons: 2
Coding region: 1-1173 (390 amino acids)
Source: RefSeq, a predicted model, not a curated record
AUGCGCCGCCGAGGUGGCCGCCUCCUCCACCGCCCAGCUCAGCUCUCUCCGGGGCCUGCCCGCUCCGCGCUGCCCCGAGGUGCAGCCCGGCCCCGUCCGCUUGUCCGUCCCGCUCGCCUUCCCCCGCCCCUUUCGCCGGCAGCGAACCGCGCGGCGCACAGGCCCCGCCGGCGGCCAGGAGGACCCGAGGGCGACGGGGGAUUCCGGCCCAGCCUCCUGUCCUCUCCCCGGGGCCUGGUGCACACUCUCCGCGGGGAGAGAAGGCCCUGCCCCGGCCUGGCGAGCAGCUCCGGGAAGGUCACCGGCACCGUGGAGCCGAGCACGGAGGCUCCCUCCGGUACCGCCGCGGUUGUUGCUAUUGCUGCCGGCCCGACAUCAGCGACCGCUGGGUGCCGCGCUCCGCCCGGGCUCGCUCCGUGCCCGUGCCUGGCGGCCGCCUCCGACUCUGAGUGCCAGGCUGCCCCCUUCCCCUUCCUUCCUUCCUUGCCUCCCGCCCCUUCCCCGCUCCCAGCCUUCCCCCGCCGGCUCCCUCCGGCGCCCGGUGCCAGGCUGCCCCCUGCGGGUCUCGGGGCCGCGGCUACACGCCCGGCGGGGCCGAGGAGGAGCCGGGCGCGGGAGCGGCCGCCGCUGCCGGUCCGCGGGUGCCGGGAGCCGUGUGCCCGCCGCCGCCGCGCUGCCCCGGGCUGGCUCAGCGGCGGCUGCAGCGACUGUGUGUCUGUGUCAUGUCUGUGCCUGGGCGGGCGGAGGCGCGGGGCCGAGGCGGGGCCAUCCCGCUCACACGCCGCCCAGCGACAGGCGCCGAGCGCCCAACCAGCGGCGGCCGCCGGCGCGCACCGCCCGCCCGCGCCGCGGGGCGCCCCGGGCCGCUACACCUGGGCAGGGCGGAGGGGGGCCGGGACGGGCUGCCCGCACCCUGGCGCUCUCGCAGCCGUCCCGCCCGGGGGGCUGCGGGGGCACAGCCGGACCCGCACGGGGGCCGCGCCCCGCACCCGCCGCUCCCCGCCCGCCCAGCGGUCCCGAGCGCCGGCCUGGCGCGGGGAAGUGCAGGGCGGCCCGGCCCGGCCCCCGCCUCGGGCACUGGUGCCCGUAGGGGGGGCGAGGCGGCGCCCGGCCUUCAGCGUGAGCGCCCGGCGGGGGAAGACCCGACUCCGACCGGCGAAACCGCGAGGCUAAGGGAAUAGCUUAAGAGAAAAGUGUUGUUCGUUAGAAGAUACCACAGAUGCUAAUUUCUCCCAUUACAUCAACUGCUUAAAUGCUAUAAGUCAUGCAGAAGUUGCUUUAUUGUGGGCAGAAAUGAUGCUUUUCAAUAUACUGUCCGUAAUUUUUGUGAACUAUUGAACAGGUUGUUCAUAGCAUGGUAGUAUUUGCUAGACUUGAUUAAGGUAUUGGACCAUCAAGCUUAGUAUUCUGCUGGCAGCAGCAUCCACUUCCUGAUGCUUUAAUCAAGAGUGGUAUCAGAUGAACUGAAGUAAAUCACAAAGUUGAACAUGCCGGUGAUGUCAUGUAAGUGUUACUAACUGCAAAUUUUGACAUAUUGUGACAACUAGGAGAGCAUUUUGCAGAAAAAAAAAUAACUGCUUAUCUGUAAAAAUAAUUUAGUUCUGAUAUGAAGAAUUUUCUGGAGAAGCUGCAGUAACAUACAGAUUGGUCUCUAUUGUGCUUGUUUUUUUCAUGAGCAAAUCAAAGUCAGAAAUGAGCUAUACUAAACUAACUAAUUCUCUCAUUUCGCCUAAGUGAAGCUAUAGGAUCAACCUUCAAGUAAUAAUGUUUUCUUGCACUGUUGAAGGAUUGCAACUGCUUUGGUGACAGUCACAAUGAACGAAUUGUUGGGGAAGUAUGGAGGAGGAAAUAGGAUUGUGUAUAUAGCUUCAUUAUUAAUAAAACUCUAUUAUCUACUGCCUGUUAUUGGAAUUCUCUGCAGUUCCACAUUUUUUAGUUUCAUGCUAUAUCUUGAAAACUAAUAAGUUGUCAAAGUCUGAUCCUACAAAAUAUUGAACAAUUUCUUCAGGUUCUUAAUGUUCUUAUCUUCUGUUAGAGCAGGGAACUCUCAGCACCCACAAAAAGUCUUAGGUUUUAAGAGCAGCAUGGAUUAUUAGGAUUACCUAAUGUGCCACCAUGCAUGACAAAUGAUGGAACUUCAUACGGAAGUAAAAUGUCUUACUUAAAAUUGCUCUGCAUCCUUCAGGUUGGUGACCUACUCAGAAAUGGACAACAGUUGUCCAAACCCAGAGAAUGUUUGGCAGAGGCUCUAGCUGAGAAUGGUUACCACCAGAUUAUAAAAUCUAACAAAGACAGGAGGAGUGACUACCUCUGAAGAUAGAGUUUUUCAGAAACUGUGUUUAUGAGCAAGUAAUCUUUUUCAUAUCCAUAAUAAAAAUUGCUUUAUCAGUCUUUGUCCUUGAAAA